UUCUGCGCAUGCUUCCUUCAGAUGGGUUAUAUCUACAUCCGAUACAAAGUUGAGGAAACUGAAACAAUGUUAUUCUUGCGAACAGGUCUGGUUCUACGAAAAUGACGUGAAUGAAAGAUCGAAGCAUUUUGUGAGUAAACGACCAAAAUGGCUUGGUUGACAGUUAGCUAUGUUCUCUGGCUUUUCGGCGGCUGGUUUGGGCUGCAUCAUUUAUACUUGAGAAGGGACAAACAGGCAUUUGUAUGGCUUUGUACAUUUGGAGGAUGUUUUGGUUUAGGAUGGUUAAGAGAUUUGUGGAGGAUACCAGAAUAUGUCGACGACUGUAAAGAAACAGAGAGCAACCGGUUAGAAUUUCACCAGAGAGUAAUGCGAAAUCCCAAACCCCCUUUCUCUAUAGUGAGAUACGGCGGAGAACUUAUCAUGGGCAAUUUAUUUGGUUAUUUAGUAUUAAUGACUAUGCCUGCAGAUUUUGUUAAAGAAGGUUUGGGUAAUAUAUUAUCAGUAUAUUUACCGCCACUAGCAGUAGCUCUAGGUGUUUAUUUAGUGGGAAAUAUAGGAAGAGAAAAGGUGACCUUCAAGUCCUGUGUUAUUGGUGCUUUUUGUGGAGUACCAUGGCUUAUUAAAGACAGUAAUAAUAUUGCAGUGGUACCACUUCUUUCUGCAUUUGCAGCCAGAUGGAAGGGAGUAUCAUGGCGAAUACAUAGAGAGAAACAACAGAGAUUAACAUGGCGGUUGUUUAAAUUUGGAGUUUUAGCAGGACUUUAUUAUUCUCUAUGGAUUAGUGCCAUUUAUUUUAAUGGUACAAUCACGACUAAAGAUGAAGAAACUGUCUUAAUAAGAGAUGCAGUAAAUAAUUUCUUUAAGUCUCCAGCUUGGGCAGAAACUAAAGAUUCACUUUGGAAAUUAUAUGAAUUUUAUAACAUUCAUGGGUGGCAUAAAUUGUGGGAAGAAUUGGUGGAAAUAUUUGAUCCUGUUGGAGAGAAAAAUGCAUACAAGGUUCUGGGGGUGACAUCUGAAAUGAGCCAAGAGGAGAUAACUUCUAAAUACCGCAAACUAGCCAAACAGUGGCACCCUGACAAACAUAAAGAUCCUGCCAAGAAAGCAGAGGCACAAGAAAAAUUUAUAGAGAUUCAAACUUCUUAUGAUGUCCUCUCCAAACUUAAGACAAGAAGAGCCCGAAAAAAUAAAAAAUCGGCUGAAAAUCCAAAUCAAACAGAAUUAUAAUGUUUACAUCCCAGUUUACAUCCCACUUCUACUCGUUGCCACUGGUAACCUUUGAUAAAACUGUCCGGUUUUAUCGCAAUACAUGCUUAAAAGUAUCCUUGUAUCAGUAAUGUACAGAAAGAGUAAAGUUCAUUUCUGAUACAAGGAUACUUUUAAACCGUUUUAGAUACCUAUCAAGCAAUCAAUACAUGCUUAAAAGUAUCCUUGUAUCAGUAAUGUACAGAAAGAGUAAAGUUCAUUUCUGAUACAAGGAUACUUUUAAACCGUUUUAGAUACCUAUCAAGCAAUCAGUAGCGGACGUUUAGACGUUUAGUCCGAUCCAGAUCGCAAAUGAAGAUGAUGGCUCUAACCAAUGUACAUGAAACAACUAGUCAAAAUCAUAGUAACAAAACAAAAUGGGGGGAACUACAUGGCAGUUCAAAAACAUAUACAAUGACAUUAAAUUAACAUAACAACAUAUUACAAAAAUCAAUUAUUAUACAUAUCAAUUGGCAUCUAUUUUAUAAUUUGGUUUGAUUUAUAUUAAUAUGCAAAAUAUAUAUAUUAGAAUAUUGAAUAAUUAUUUUAAUUAAUUGUGAUGAUAGAAGGCGCAGUUCUCUUGCUGGACACUUCACUGGCAUUGAUAAUAAGCAGGAUGAAAAAAACGCCUAGAAAGUCAUAAACUUUAUUACAAAUAAAUUUCAACGGAAGAACCAUCCGCCGAUGCAUACUUUCACCAGGAAUGACCCACGUUUCGCAUUUCCUUUACACUACAUUUAAUAAUAUCGCAGUCCUCUACGCCAUAGAUAAGAUGUUUUGACGGUGUGGUCUUAACAAACACGUGAUUGUUUUACGCUCAGAGUAUCAUACUACUCAGGUCGUCUCUCCACAGCGAAAUCAUUCUACCAUGAAAUGUAACGUGAGGCUCAGAAAGGGAUAAAUAAUGAAAGAGCAGAAAGUAUUUGUCACUUUUCGGUUGAAACGACUCGAUGAUAAAUACUAUUUUUCACAUGUUGGUUCACAAUACUCGAUAGAAAUGUGAUGUAAGUAACUUAUUAGCACCUUUCCUCGGUGUAUCGGUGAAGGGUGCUAAUAACUACUACAUACAUCUGAUAUUGUCUUAUAAUGAGACAGCUAAUUAACCAUACAGGUAGAACAAUGUAAUAUGCAUGGGGCAAUUUAAUGUCAAUUAUAGAUAUAGAUCACUAAUAUGGCAACUUCCUGUGUGUUUAAUUCCUUGUUAAAGAUAUUGCCUUCUAUCAUAAUUGGGUGUGUGUUCGUUCGACCCUCCUUUAUAUCUGACAAAACAUUAUCAUAUGUGUAAUAGUCAUUGUCAUUGUCUCUUUUAGAAUUCUGUAAUGAAACAUCAAUGGGGAAGUAGUCUCCCCUUGCAAUGAUUUUAAAUUAGGAAAAGUAUAUAUAUAUAUAUAUAUAUAUAUUAUAUACAUAUUAUAUUUUAUAUAUAAUUAUAUAUCAAAUUGUUUUGUACGAAUUAUUCAAAUCUCUGUGUAAAAGCCUUAUAAAACAUCUCAUUGUUAUCUAAAUAUAGCAACAUCUAAUUUUUAUUCUUAAUUAAAUAUUCAAAAAGUGAUAUUUAUGAAUGAUAUAAUAUAUAAUACUGCCUACUAUACUGUUUAUAGUCUGUAUUGAUCUUUAGAAAAAUUUACCUUUCUGUCAGUUUAAUUUUGGAAAAUCAAAUCACAAACACUACGAAAUUUCUUUGUAACAAAAAUUUCAAAAUAUCAUCAAAGAAUGAAAAAAUUGUUAUAUUAUAUACUUUAAAAACUUUUCUGAUAAAGUUUUGGUUAAUAAAAUAAGUUACAAAUUGUCCAGUGAGAGCCUGUGUUUAUAAUGGAAAAUUAUGUAUUAUCUUGCCAAUAUUAAGGCUCCUGAUUAGCUCUUGUUAUCUGUUUUGAUAUUAUCGUUUUCAAAGAAGUAAUUGUUCUUAAUUCUGUGUGUUAAGAAUUGAUUUAUUGAAUACUCUUAGCAAUUAUAUUUUUUAUUUAAUAUCGGAUGCAUAGGAAAUUUAGUUAUACAUUCCCUCUGACCUAUUAUUCGAAUUCAGUGGUGUAAUGCAUUCAAUUUUAAUUGAAGUAGCUAUCAAAAUCAAAAGGAUGGUAUUACAAAUAAUCUUAUCAACAAUAUAUCAGUCCAAAAUUGACCAGUAUCCUAACGGUUAUAUGUCACUUUGAUGUUUACAUUAUUUUGUAUUGAUUUAACACCGUCAUCUGUAUUCCUCUCAUUUCUCAUAUUUGUAUCUUGAUUUGUUAACCUGCCUUUUUCAAUUUAAACUUCGAAAUAACUACGGUAUCUAAAUAUCACAUUUCAAUCUGUAUCUUUGUUAUAUUAAAUUACUGAAUUUGUUAUACGCCUUAUGACCUGUUUUAAUGAUAAUUGUUAAUGAUAUUUUCAUGAAUUGAUUUUUGUCAAUUAAGAAAUUUAAAUAUCUGUUUAAAAAUCAGGACAUUAUUGUUUUUGAAAAGUAUCAUCAGCUUUAUGGAGCAUAUUAUUAUUAUUGGAAAUUUUAUUAGAACUCAUAUUUAUUAUUUUAUUUUAUUAUAUUUAGGAAGUUUGUUGUUAUAAUAGUCAUAGACAUUAUGUGUGCUUUAUAUCUGUCUCAUAUUAAUGUACCAUGAGAUAUUUCUAACCUGUUUUGCCCUAAACAAAAUGUCAGAUGCCAGUUGUCAGAUAAUGACAUCCUUUUUAUGUUAUCAAUGAUAAUUAAUAAUAGCUGAUUAUUUUAUUGUUUUGAGGAUGUUGUGUAUAACAAUUAGAAAAAGCAAGUCUACUUGAUGAGACACUGAAGAUUAGUAUAUGUUAUUAGUGUAAUAUAUAGAAAUAAUAAAGAGAGAGGUGUGUGUUUGUUUGGGGGGGGGGGGGUGCUAUGAAUUAGAUUGUAUAUUGUUUAGUUUGAUCCAUAUGAGAAUUGUCACAGUACAUGUAUAUGUGAAAUACAUGUAGAGGGUCAUUAUGUUUUACAAUACUGCUGAUUUAUGGGGUAUCUAUGCCAUACAUUAUUUUGUUUGAAAGGCAUAUUGAAAUUAAUUAAUAUUUUUUAAAUUGAUAAGGAAUAUUUUAAAUUACUUUAAUAUCAGUCGUAAAUGUAAUAACUUUUAUGCUGUUCAAGUGAAAUACAAGUGUAUAUGAAAUGUCACCCAGAAGUAAAUGUAGCAUGUUCUAUAGGCCAUAAUUUCCCAGGACCUGUGCUAAAUUGCUGGCAAGCGUUUACUGCCAAUUCAGUGAGUCUGUACAUGCUCUAUCAGUAUAAUACUAUAUACAGCCUUCAACCUUAAGGAACUACUGGUUUAGCAAUUUCUAAAAUAUCAACGGUAGACAAUCUCCAUUUUUGAAUUCCAUCGGAUUUAAAUGAGGCCCAUCAAAAGAGUCUGCCAAUCAUGUAUAGCCUGUUUAUAUCAUCUGCAGAAAACAGCAAUUGUUGCAAACUUUUCAAUUAUGGUAGUCAUAAAUAUUGAAUGGUUUUCAAUCAUUUUUGGACUUAUAAUCCAUUUAGAGAUUCAACUUCCAUAAUAGCGUAGUUCACAAGGAAUUUAUAAUAUCUCAAAUGGUGACCAUAUUUAGGGCCCUUUUACAACAAAUUCUACAAGCUAAUUCCAGCUCUGAUGUUCUGCAUUUUUUUUUUAUAUAUAUAUUAUAUAUAUAUUGUAAAUUAAGACUUUUAGUCAAGUCAGAUCUAAUUAUGACAUUUCACUUGUUAUAUAAGGCUGUCUAGAUCUAUAUAGAGAGGGUUUGAAAUCACAAUGUGUGUGAUAGUAAAUGUAGUUUCUUGUCAAUAUCGAGGUCAUUGAUGUUUUGUAAUAGAUAUUAAUCUUUGUGUUUUGAUAAUCUAUGCAAUUAUAUUCCAUCCAUACCAUCCACGGGGUAAAAUAUAGAUGAUAUGAUAUAUAGAAUUAAUUAUGAAAUAUCCAUUUCAUUCCUACAAAUGGAAACCACUAUUUUAAUUUCAAAAAUUUCAUACUUUAGGAACUUUUGAAAAUGAAAGAAAAUUUGAUAUUGUAUUUUAAACAUAUCAAAAUAUGUGUGUGUGUGUAAUAUUGCAUAUUGUUUAUUUAUGUGAAUAUUUAGGCCCCUCUGUUUAAUCUGUUUUGUUUUAGAAAUAUACUUUUUUCUUCUAUGCAAUUAUAUUCCAUCCAUAGGGUAAAAUAUAGAAUCCAACGAAAAUUCACUAUAACAUAUUUUUUUCAAACCUAAAAACAGCAACCACUAUUUUUUCAAAAAGUAUUAUGCUUUAGUAACUUUUAAAAAUAAAUAAAAAUUUAUAUAUUGAUAUUGUUUUUUAUCCAAACGACUUGACAGCUGUCCUUGUCAGGAACUCUGUCCUGCAUCACUGACAUGGGGAAACCAUGUCGGAAAAUCACAAAUUUUUAUUGUACUGACCCCAAACUCCAAAUAUAUUAAAUAAUUGUGACGUUUUUGUUAAAAUUACCCAUAAAUAAGUUAUAUCAUAGAACUAGAAUACAUGUAGUAUAAUGUCUUGCAUAUCAAAAACCCAUUCAAAAUACAUGCCAUGAUCCAACAACAGGAGAGAGAAAUGGGGUUGAAUGUCCAAACAACUCAAACAAG
Molecule: messenger RNA, 5784 nt
Organism: Patella vulgata (common limpet)
Lineage: Eukaryota; Metazoa; Mollusca; Gastropoda; Patellidae
Product: dnaJ homolog subfamily C member 22
Exons: 4
Coding region: 148-1224 (358 amino acids)
Biological process (GO): endocytosis
Cellular component (GO): early endosome; plasma membrane
Source: RefSeq, a predicted model, not a curated record